Messenger RNA from Phyllostomus hastatus (greater spear-nosed bat), 12589 nucleotides. It is a transcript of the gene UTRN, whose product is annotated as utrophin. The transcript is spliced from 76 exons. Gene Ontology annotation, cellular component: plasma membrane. Gene Ontology annotation, molecular function: protein binding; zinc ion binding. The coding region runs from base 298 to 10590 and encodes 3430 amino acids. NCBI's taxonomy places the organism in Eukaryota, Metazoa, Chordata, Mammalia, Chiroptera, Phyllostomidae. Gene Ontology annotation, biological process: synaptic signaling. The record is from RefSeq and is a predicted model, not a curated record.
CAAAACUCACGCUAGCACACUCCCCCCGCGAUUACUACGACCCAAACACCCCCCGCUGGCCCGCUGGGGGAGCGGCGGCGGCUGGCUGGCGAGGCGGGCCCGCGGGCCAACGGGAGCAGUUUCCUUGGAACCGGAGUUCUGCUACCCCGCGGUGGGACAGAGAAUGACAGAAACUUGGAAGGAGGAGGCGGUCCUCGGGAUCCGUAGAGUGGCGAAAAGAUCCAACAGGUUUUGAUGUCUUAAAGAAAGCAGAGAGGAUUUAGUCAAGUGUUGGGAUUUUACUGGAAGCCGGCGAAGAUGGCCAAGUAUGGAGACCACGAGGCCAGGCCAGAGGACGGGCAGAACGAAUUCAGUGACAUCAUCAAGUCCAGAUCGGAUGAACACAAUGACGUGCAGAAGAAAACCUUUACCAAAUGGAUAAAUGCUCGCUUUUCAAAGAGCGGGAAGCCUCCCAUCAGUGACAUGUUCACAGACCUCAAAGAUGGCCGGAAACUGCUGGAUCUUCUGGAAGGCCUCACAGGAACAUCGCUGCCGAAGGAACGUGGUUCCACAAGGGUACAUGCUUUAAACAAUGUCAACAGAGUGCUGCAGGUUUUGCAUCAGAACAAUGUGGAUUUGGUGAAUAUCGGAGGGACUGACAUUGUAGAUGGAAAUCACAAGCUGACUCUGGGGUUGCUUUGGAGCAUCAUCUUGCACUGGCAGGUGAAGGAUGUCAUGAAGGACGUCAUGUCCGACUUGCAGCAGACGAACAGCGAGAAGAUCCUGCUGAGCUGGGUGCGCCAGUCCACCAGGCCGUACGGCCAGGUCAACGUGCUCAACUUCACCACCAGCUGGACAGACGGGCUCGCCUUUAAUGCCCUGCUCCACCGACAUAAACCUGAUCUCUUCAGCUGGGAUAGAGUUGUCAGGAUGUCCCCAACUGAGAGGCUGGAACACGCCUUCAGCAAGGCUCAGACGUACUUGGGGAUUGAGAAGCUCUUAGAUCCUGAAGAUGUUGCUGUUCAGCUUCCAGACAAGAAAUCCAUAAUUAUGUAUUUAACAUCUUUGUUUGAGGUGCUGCCUCAGCAAGUCACUAUAGAUGCUGUCCGCGAGGUAGAGACUCUCCCGAGGAAAUACAAGAAAGAAUGCGAAGAAGGAGAUCUUAAUAUGCAGAGCCCAGCGCCGGAGCAGGAGCACGAGAGCCCCCGGGCUGAGACCCCCAGCACCGUCACCGAGGUCGACAUGGAUCUGGACGGCUAUCAGACAGCCCUGGAGGACGUGCUGACCUGGUUGCUUUCUGCCGAGGACACGUUCCAGGAGCAGGAUGAGAUCUCUGACGAUGUGGAAGAAGUCAAAGACCAGUUUGCCACGCACGAAGCUUUUAUGAUGGAGCUGACUGCGCACCAGAGCAGUGUGGGGAGUGUCCUGCAGGCGGGAAACCAGCUGAUCACACAAGGGACUCUGUCGGAUGAGGAGGAGUUUGAAAUUCAGGAGCAGAUGACCCUGCUGAACGCUAGAUGGGAGGCCCUCAGGGUGGAGAGCAUGGACAGACAGUCCCGGCUGCAUGACGUGCUGAUGGAACUGCAGAAGAAGCAGCUGCAGCAGCUCUCUGCCUGGUUAACGCUCACAGAAGAACGCAUCCAAAAGAUGGAAACUUGCCCCCUGGAGGAUGAUUUAAAAUCCCUGCAAAAGCUGCUGGAAGAUCAUAAAAGUUUGCAAAAUGAUCUUGAGGCUGAACAGGUGAAGGUCAAUUCAUUAACUCACAUGGUGGUAAUUGUGGAUGAAAACAGUGGGGAGAGCACCACAGCUGUUCUAGAAGAUCAGUUACAGAAACUUGGGGAGCGCUGGACAGCUGUGUGCCGAUGGACUGAGGAACGCUGGAGCCGGUUGCAGGAGAUCAACAUGUUGUGGCAGGAGUUACUGGAAGAGCAGUGUUUGUUGAAAGCUUGGCUGACCGAAAAAGAAGAGGCUUUAAGUAAAGUCCAGACGAGCAACUUCCGAGACCAAAAGGAACUAAGUGUCAGCGUUCGGCGACUGGCUAUUUUGAAGGAAGACAUGGAAAUGAAGCGUCAAGUAUUGGACCAGCUGAGUGAGAUUGGCCAGGAUGUGGGCCAAUUACUUGAUAACCCCAAGGUGUUCCAGAAGAUCAACAGUGACUCCGAGGAACUGACUCAGAGAUGGGAUUCUCUUGUUCAGAGGCUGGAAGAUUCCUCCAACCAGGUGACGCAGGCUGUAGGAAAGCUGGGGAUGUCCCAGAUUCCUCAGAAGGAUCUUCUGGAGACUGUGCACAUAAGAGAACAAGUAACCAUGAAACGGUCUAAGCAAGAGCUGCCGCCUCCCCCUCCUCCAAAGAAGAGACAGAUCCCUGUGGACAUGGAAGCUAAGAAAAGGUUUGAUGCCCUGAGUGCAGAGCUGCUGGACUGGAUUUCGAAAUCAAAGACUGCCAUUCAGGCCACGGAGAUAAAAGAAUAUAAGAAGAUGCAAGAGACUUCAGAAAUGAAAAGGAAGUUAAAGGGAUUGGAAAAGGAGAAGACAGAAAGAAGCCCCAGACUGGACGAGCUAAACCAAACUGGACAGAUGCUUCUGGAGCAAAUGGGAAAAGAAGGUCUUCCGACUGAAGAUAUACAACAUAUCCUGGAGAAGGUAUCAUCAGAAUGGAAGAAUAUAUCUCAGCGUUUGGAAGAUCUGGCAAGGAAGACUCAGCUCCAGGAAGAUAUAAACACUUACUUCAAGCAACUCGAUGCACUCGAAAAGACCGUAAAGACAAAGGAGGAGUGGGUGAAACAUGCUCCUCCUUCAGAAUCUCCCCAGCAGUCCUUGCUGAGUGUGAAGCGGGAACUGGCAAAUCUCCUUGGCCUGCACCCCAAAAUCAAAAUGGUGCGUGCCAGCUGCGCAGCCCUGAAGGCCAGGCGUUCUGCUCCAGAGUUUGUCCAGCAGGGUUUUGAUCUGCUUCUGGGCCGCUACCAGUCUGUGCAACAGGAUUUAGAGGAUCGUCAGCAGCAGCUGGAGAACGAAAUGAAGAGCCAGCCCGGGCAUGCAUAUUUGGAAACACUGAAAACACUACAAGAUAUGCUAAAUGAUUCAGAAAGUAAGGCCCAGAUGUCUUUGGAUGUCUUGAAUGACCUUGCAAAGGUGGAGAAGGCCCUGCAAGGAAAAAAGGCCCUUGAUGAAAUCCUUGAGAGCCAAAGACCUAUGUUACAUAAACUUGCAGAAGAAACAAAGGCUUUAGAGAAAAGCGUUUCUCCAGACGUAGAAAAAAUGUACAAUCAAGAAUUUAACGAUAUUCAAGGGAAGUGGAACAAAGUCAAGGCCAAGGUUUCCAAAGACCUGCAUUUGCUUGAAGAGAUUAUCCCCAAACUGAGAACGUUUGAGGCUCAUUCGAAAGUCAUGGAGAGGUGGCGGGAGGGUGUGGAAGACUUCCUGAUGAAGGAGCCGGCGGCCCAGGGAGACGCCGAGGGGCUGCAGAGACAGCUGGACCAGAGCUCGGCACUUGUGAAUGAAAUCGAAGCAAUUGAAUCCUCGCUGAAAGAUAUGAAGGAGAUAGAGACGGCCCUUCGAAGUUGUCCCGCUGCUGGCAUCAAAACCUGGGUGCAGACGAAGCUUGCUGACCACCAAACCCAGGUGGAGAAACUGAGCAGGGAGAUUACUAUUCAGAAAAAUAGGCUGUCUGAAAGUCAGGAAAAGGUGGUGAACUUGAAGAAAGACUUGGCAGAGAUGCAGGAGUGGAUGACUCAGGCGGAAGAAGAAUACCUGGAGAGGGAUUUUGAGUACAAGUCACCGGAAGAACUCGAGAGUGCCGUGGAAGAGAUGAAGAGGGCGAAAGAGGAUGUGCUGCAGAAGGAGGUGAGAGUGAAGAUUCUUAAGGACAACAUCAAGUUGUUGGCUGCAAAAGUGCCCUCUGGUGGCCAGGAGUUGACAUCGGAGCUGAAUGUGGUGCUGGAGAAUUACCAACUUCUGUGCAACAGAAUUCGAGGAAAGUGCCACACGCUGGAGGAGGUGUGGUCUUGCUGGAUUGAGCUGCUGCACUAUUUGGAUCUUGAGACCACCUGGCUAAACACGCUGGAACAGCGGAUGAGGGGCACAGAGGCCCUGCCCGAGAAGACAGAGGCUGUCAGCGAAGCCCUGGAGUCUCUGGAGUCUGUUUUGCGGCAUCCGGCAGAUAAUCGCACCCAGAUUCGGGAGCUCGGCCAGACUCUGAUUGAUGGAGGGAUCCUCGAUGAUAUCAUCAGUGAGAAACUGGAGGCUUUCAACAGUCGAUACGAAGAGCUGAGUCACCUGGCAGAGAGCAAGCAGAUUUCUUUGGAAAAGCAACUCCAGGUCCUGCGGGAAACUGACCACAUGCUUCAAGUUUUGCAGGAGAGCUUAGGGGAACUGGACAAGCAGCUCACGACAUACCUGACGGAGAGGGUAGAUGCCUUCCAAGUUCCACAGGAAGCCCAGAAAAUCCAAGCAGAGAUCUCUGCCCACGAGCUAACACUAGAAGAGUUGAGAAGAAACACACGUUCCCAGCCCCCGACCUCCUCCCCAGAAGGCAGGACUGCUAGAGGAGGCAGUCAGCUGGAUGUGCUGCAGAGGAAACUUCGAGAGGUGUCCACAAAGUUCCAGCUUUUCCAGAAGCCCGCCAACUUUGAACAGCGCAUGCUUGACUGCAAGCGCGUGCUGGAUGGUGUGAAAGCAGACCUCCACGUUCUGAACGUGAAGGAUGUGGACCCUGAUGUCAUCCAGACCCACCUGGACAAGUGUAUGAAACUCUAUAAAACUCUAAGUGAAGUCAAGCUUGAGGUGGAGACUGUAAUCAAAACAGGAAGGCACAUUGUUCAGAAGCAGCAGACCGACAACCCCAAGGGGAUGGACGAGCAGCUGACUUCUCUGAAGGUGCUCUACAAUGACCUGGGCGCCCAGGUGACGGAGGGAAAGCAGGAUCUGGAAAGAGCAUCGCAGUUGGCCCGGAAAGUGAAGAAGGAGGCUGCUUCUCUCUCAGAGUGGCUUUCUGUUACAGAAACGGAGCUGGUACAGAAAUCCACCUCAGAGGGUUUGCUUGGUGACCUUGACACAGAAAUUUCCUGGGCGAAAAAUAUUCUGAAGGAUCUGGAAAGGAAAAAAGCGGAUUUAAACGCCAUCACAGAGAGCAGUGCCGCCCUCCAGAGCCUGAUUGAGGGCAGCGAGCCCGUGCUGGAAGAGAGGCUGUGCGUGCUGAACGCCGGGUGGAGCCGGGUCCGCACCUGGACCGAGGACUGGUGCAAUACCUUGAUGAGCCAUCAGAACCAGUUGGAAAUGUUUGAUGGAAAUGUUGCUCACAUAAGUACCUGGCUUUAUCAAGCGGAAGCUCUAUUGGAUGAGAUUGAAAAAAAGCCAGCAAGUAAACAGGAAGAAAUCGUGAAGCGUUUACUGUCUGAGCUGGAUGACGCCAGACUCCAGGUUGAGAGUGUUCACGAUGAAGCUGUUGUUUUGAUGAAUGCUCGCGGAGGCUCAAGCAGGGAGCUUGUGGAACCAAAACUAGCUGAACUGAAUAGAAACUUUGAAAAGGUGUCCGAACACAUCAAAAGUGCCAAAUUGCUAAUUGGCCAGGAGCCAGUAUCCUACCAAAGCAUGGUCACCACUGAAGCAUUUGAAGCUGAGGUGCCUCUCUCUGACUUGGAAAAAUUAGAAAAUGACAUAGAAAAUAUGUUAAAAGUUGUAGAAAAACACCUGGAAUCCAGUCAUGAAGAUGAAAAGAUGGAUGAGGAAAGAGCCCAGAUUGAGGAAGUUUUACAGAGAGGAGAAGAAAUGUUACAUCAGCCUAUGGAAGAAAAUAGAAAAGAAAAGAUCCGUUUGCAGUUGUUACUUUUGCACACCAGAUACAACAAAGCUAAGGUAGUCCCUGUUCAACAGAUGAGAAUGGGUCAACCAGCUCCCGGAAUCAAAUCAUCAGCUCUUCCUGCGGAUUAUAUGGUUGAAAUUGGCAAAGCUUUACUGUCCAUGGAUGAUGUUGAGUCUUCACUGAAUGCCCCAGAGCUGAGCACUGCGGUGUUUGAAGAUUUCUCUUUUCAGGAGGAUGCUCUGAAGAAUAUCAAAGACCAGCUGGACAAACUCGGCGAGCAGGUUGCAGUCAUUCAUGAGAAACAACCAGAUGUUAUCCUCGAAGCUUCUGGGCCCGAAUCCAUUCAAAUCCGGGAUGCACUCACUCAGCUGAAUGCAAAAUGGGACAGACUUAAUAGAAUGUACAAUGAUCAUAAAGGUUAUUUUGACAGGGCUGUGGAAGAGUGGAGACAGUUUCACUGUGACCUUAAUGACCUCACCCAGUGGAUGGUGGAGGCUGAAGAGUUGCUGGCUGAGUCGUCUACCCCUGACGGUGGCCUGGACUUAGAGAAAGCGCGGAUACAUCAGCAGGAGCUCGAGGAGGGGCUCAGCAGCCACCAGCCCAGUUUGGCUGCACUCAACAGAACUGGGGACGGGAUUGUCCAGAAACUCUCCCCCACCGAUGGAGGCUUCUUAAAAGACAAGCUGGCAGGUUUAAACCAACGCUGGAGCGUGAUCAUUGCAGAAGUCAGGGAUCGGCGGCCAAGGCUCAAAGGAGAAAGUAAGCAGGUGAUGGAAUACAAAAAAAGACUAGAUGAGGUUACCUGUUGGUUAAUGAAGGCUGAGGAUGCUGUGCAAAAGAGGUCAACCACUGACCCGGAAGAAAACCUGAGAGAACUAACAGACUUAAACCAGGAGAUGGAUGUACAAGCUGAAAAACUCAAAUGGCUGAAUAGAACUCAGUUGGAAAUGCUCUCAGAUAAAAGCUUGAGUUUACACGAAAGAGAAAAGAUUUCAGAAAACUUAAGAACUGUAAAUUCGACAUGGAAUAAGGUGUGCAGAGACGUGCCCAGCGCCCUGAAGGAACACAUCCCGGCGCCCUGCUCUGUUUCUCCCACGAGAGUUACUGCUCAUCCUGGUGUCCAAAAGGUGGUGCUAGCAUCCUCUGCCUCCGAGCUUCCUGUUCAGUCUCCUCGUGCUUCAGAAAUUUCCAUUCCUGCUGAUCUGGAUAAAACGAUAACAGAACUAGCCGACUGGCUGGUAUUGAUCGACCAGAUGCUGAAAUCCAACAUCGUUACUGUCGGGGAUGUAGAGGAGAUCAAUAAGACAGUUUCCAGGAUGAAAAUCACAAAGGCUGACUUGGAACAGCGCCAUCCUCAGCUUGACUGUGUUUUUACACUGGCUCAGAAUUUGAAAAACAAAGCUUCCAGUUCAGAUGUGAGAACAGCAAUCACAGAAAAAUUGGAGAAGGUCAAGAACCAGUGGGAUAGCACUCAGCACGGUGUUGAGCUGCGGCAGCAGCAGCUGGAGGACAUGGUGAUUGACAGUCUUCAGUGGGAUGACCACAGAGAAGAGACCGAGGAGCUUAUGAGAAAAUACGAGGCUCGCCUCUAUAUUCUUCAACAAGCCCGAAGGGAUCCACUUAUCAAACAAAUCUCUGAUAAUCAGAUAUUGCUUCAAGAACUGAGUCCUGGUGAUGGUAUCGUAAUGGCGUUCGACAACGUCCUGCAGAAGCUGCUGGAAGACUAUGGUAGUGAUGACACGAGGAAUGUGAAGGAAACCACCGAGUACUUAAAAACAUCGUGGAUCAACCUGAAACAAAGCGUGGCUGACCGACAGAGCGCCUUGGAGGCUGAGCUGAGGACAGUGCAGGCCUCUCGCAAGGACCUGGAGAACUUCCUGAAGUGGCUCCAGGAAGCAGAAACCACCGUGAACGUGCUGGCGGAUGCCUCUCAGCGGGAGAAUGCCCUUCAGGACACUGUCUUGGCCAAGGAGCUCACACAGCAGAUGCAGGACAUCCAGGCAGAAAUUGAUGCCCAUAAUGACAUAUUUAAGAGUAUUGAUGGAAACAGGCAGAAGAUGGUAAAAGCAUUGGGAAAUUCUGAAGAGGCCACUAUGCUUCAGCAUCGACUUGAUGAUAUGAACCAAAGAUGGAAUGACUUAAAAGCAAAAUCUGCAAGCAUCAGGGCCCACCUGGAAGCCAGCGCUGAGAAGUGGAACCGGUUGCUGAUGUCCUUGGAAGAGCUGGUCAAAUGGCUGAACAUGAAGGAUGAGGAGCUCCGGAAACAAAUGCCUAUCGGAGGGGACGUUCCCGCCUUACAGCUCCAGUAUGACCAUUGUAAAGCGCUGAGACGUGAGUUAAAGGAGAAGGAGUACUCUGUGCUGAAUGCUAUCGACCAAGCCCGAGUUUUCCUGGCUGAUCAGCCGAUUGAGGCCCCUGAAGAACCAAGAAGGAACCUGCAAUCAAAAACAGAACUGACUCCUGAGGAGAGAGCCCAAAAGAUUGCCAAAGCCAUGCGCAAGCAGUCUUCCGAAGUGAAGGAGAAGUGGGAAAGUCUAAACGCUGUCACUAGUAACUGGCAGAAGCAAGUGGACAAGGCACUGGAGAAGCUCAGAGACCUGCAGGGAGCUAUGGACGACCUGGAUGCCGACCUGAAGGAGGCGGAGGCCGUGAGGAACGGCUGGAAGCCCGUGGGCGACCUGCUCAUCGACUCACUGCAGAACCACAUUGAAAAAACCAUGGCAUUUAGAGAAGAAAUUGCACCCAUCAACUUAAAAGUGAAAACAAUGAAUGAUUUGUCGAGUCAGCUGUCCCCCCUUGACCUGCACCCAUCUCUAAAGAUGUCGCGUCAGCUGGAUGACCUUAACAUGCGCUGGAAACUUCUGCAGGUUUCUGUGGAUGAUCGCCUUAAACAGCUUCAGGAAGCCCACAGAGAUUUUGGACCAUCUUCUCAGCACUUUCUCUCUACUUCAGUCCAGCUGCCGUGGCAAAGAUCCAUUUCACAUAAUAAAGUGCCCUAUUACAUCAACCAUCAAACACAGACAACCUGUUGGGAUCAUCCUAAAAUGACUGAACUCUUUCAAUCCCUUGCUGACCUGAAUAACGUACGGUUCUCUGCCUACCGGACAGCCAUCAAAAUCCGACGACUCCAGAAAGCACUGUGCUUGGAUCUCUUAGAGUUGAAUACAACAAAUGAAGUUUUCAAACAGCACAAGCUGAACCAAAAUGAUCAGCUCCUCAGUGUCCCAGAUGUCAUCAACUGCCUGACGACAACUUACGAUGGCCUCGAGCAAAUGCACAAGGAUCUGGUCAAUGUUCCUCUCUGUGUGGAUAUGUGUCUCAACUGGUUGCUCAAUGUAUAUGACACGGGUCGGACUGGAAAAAUUAGAGUGCAGAGUCUGAAGAUUGGAUUGAUGUCUCUCUCUAAAGGUCUUUUAGAAGAAAAAUACAGAUAUCUCUUCAAGGAAGUGGCAGGACCUACAGAAAUGUGUGACCAGAGGCAGCUGGGCCUCUUACUCCACGAUGCCAUCCAGAUCCCCCGGCAGCUGGGAGAGGUAGCCGCUUUCGGAGGCAGUAACAUUGAGCCCAGUGUCCGCAGCUGUUUCCAGCAGAAUAACAACAAGCCAGAGAUCAGCGUGAAAGAAUUCAUAGACUGGAUGCACCUAGAGCCCCAGUCCAUGGUCUGGCUGCCCGUGUUGCACCGAGUGGCCGCCGCGGAGACCGCGAAACAUCAGGCCAAAUGCAACAUCUGUAAGGAAUGUCCGAUCGUCGGGUUCAGGUAUAGAAGCCUAAAGCAUUUUAACUACGAUGUCUGCCAGAGUUGCUUUUUUUCGGGUCGAACGGCAAAAGGUCACAAAUUACAUUAUCCAAUGGUGGAAUAUUGCAUACCUACAACGUCUGGGGAAGAUGUUCGAGACUUCACAAAGGUAUUGAAGAAUAAGUUCCGAUCAAAGAAAUACUUCGCCAAACAUCCUCGGCUUGGCUACCUGCCUGUCCAGACAGUUCUUGAAGGUGACAACUUAGAGACUCCUAUCACACUCAUCAGUAUGUGGCCAGAGCAUUAUGACCCCUCGCAGUCUCCUCAGCUGUUUCACGAUGAUACCCAUUCAAGAAUCGAACAGUACGCCACACGACUGGCCCAGAUGGAAAGGACCAACGGGUCUUUCCUCACUGACAGCAGCUCUACCACAGGAAGCGUGGAGGACGAGCACGCCCUCAUCCAGCAGUACUGCCAGACGCUGGGAGGGGAGUCCCCGCUGAGCCAGCCCCAGAGUCCAGCUCAGAUCCUGAAGUCGGUGGAGAGGGAAGAACGAGGAGAACUGGAGCGGAUCAUUGCUGACUUGGAGGAAGAACAGAGAAAUUUGCAGAUAGAGUAUGAGCAGCUAAAGGAGCAGCACCUGAGACGGGGGCUCCCAGUCGGGUCACCUCCAGACUCUGUCGUAUCUCCUCACCACACCUCCGAGGAUUCAGAACUGAUAGCGGAAGCCAAACUGCUCCGGCAGCACAAAGGUCGGCUGGAGGCAAGGAUGCAGAUCUUAGAGGACCACAACAAGCAGCUGGAGUCUCAGCUCCACCGACUUCGGCAGCUGCUGGAGCAGCCUGAAUCCGAUUCCCGCAUCAACGGCGUCUCCCCGUGGGCUUCCCCUCAGCGGUCCGCAUUGAGCCACUCGCCCGAUCCGGACCCCGGCCCGCCGUUCCACCAAGCCGUGCCAGAGGACCUGCUGGCCCCGCCCCACGACACCAGCACGGACCUCACAGAGGUCAUGGAGCAGAUCAACAGCUCCUUUCCAUCCUGCUGCCCAAAUCUCCCCAGCAGGCCACAGGCAAUGUGAAGUGUUCAUCUAGCCAGCAAACGUUUCCUGACUUUCAGCAUUGCCGUCGCCAGCAAAUGCCAACCCCGGGCUCCAUCUCAUCAGAAGCUCCCCGGCUCCCCGAGACACGCUGUUGAGCGCCGGCCGUGUGUUCUACUGAAGGGUUGAAACACUGACUAUCCAAAGAGAAAAGGAUAUUUUUGUUUUUAUAAUAGUCACAUGUUAUUGUUUCCUUCUUCCCUUUCUAUGCAACUGUAAAUUAAUGAACAGAGUGGUAUUUGGAAAUGGUAAUGCAUUUGUCACUGAUUUGUAUACUGCUUACAGCAUUGGGAGAGUGGGGGGGGGGCUUUCUAAAGUGACAUUUUGUUUUUAAUAACCGUGGCAAACAUGGCGUAAGAAUUAGAAGACAGUUUUACAUUCCUUUAUAUUAACCUUGUACAAUAACUUCCUUUAUUUCUUCAGCUUUUUGACCAUUAUGUUUUGGUUAUUUAUCACUCGUCACCCACAUGACGAAACGGAUUUCCUCUGUUUGUUGCCAUGAUUUGGCCGAUUAAUAAGUUCGUGUGCUUCAGUCAGUUGUAGUGUACGUGUACGGAUUAGGCUACAGCUCUGCGGACACCGUUCAACUUUAUUUGACACCGUGCACUUGACUUGUUUUAGCAACCACUCGGAGGGCCACAGCAACAACCCUGUGGGCCUAACUGGCAUCCCCACUGGGAAUUUUUUCCUGCAUUGUAUUUCUCUGCUCUAUAGAAGUAGCUCUUGAUUUCUUUAUUUAUUCCAUGUCCCAGUUGAUAUGACAGAGGAGGCUUAAAGCGGAAUUGUGAGAGUCUCACAGAUCACUUGACCAAAGGUUGCCCGUUUGAGCAGAUUCCCUCAUCGACACAGCAGCAGCGCUCGGCCCCACCUUCCCCGUUUCCCGGGUCUUGGUUUCCGUCACAGACAUGCAGCGGGCCUUCGCCCAGUUGUGAUGCCAGAACGUGUUACGGGUUUUGGUUCCCUUCGACGAGAAUUUUUUUGUUGUUUAUGUAUGUUUAAGCCCCUUAUCAUUCUUGAAACUCCUCAUUAUUUUCUUUCGGAAAGCAGACACAAAUUUAGUGCAUGUCUCAUUUUACCUUUUGGGUGAAUGAGCACAUGUGUUAUUAUCCUUCCUGUGAUCCGUACAUUCGGGAAGAAUGUUUAUCAAAGGCCUGUGCCACUGCUUCUGCAGGAGAAUGAGGUCAAUGCUUCGAUGGCGGCGCCCUGCCUAACUUUGAAUGCAUUCUACUAGGCAUUUGGUUCAGCUUCUGGUUUAGCAUUGAAUUCAUUCAGUUUAAACAUGCUAUAUAGCUACUAAAUGUACAAAAAACAAAAAGAAAGUUAAAAUAAUGUAUUUUGAUUCAAGCACAUGUGCUUUUAAAGCAGGACAUUUUAACUUUGGGUUCUCUUUACCUGGGAUCUGUCCAGAAGGAGGCUUAAAGUUAGAAAUCCCUAUUCUUUCAGAAUAGGCCGGGUGGGUUGGGGGGCAGGGGUGUCUCUUUGCAGCAUAGAUAUUUUGAGAAGAAGAAAAUCGUUUUAUAUGAGAGGAAAGCCAUGACCGCCUUUCUACCUCAGACCCGUCUUCAUCCGUCGUGUCGGAAAUAGCUUUGUGCCGCUACAGUCUGCAAAAUCCAGAGCUUUUAUCGGGCCACAUCAGACAAGAAAAGCACCUAUUUAAAGAAAAAAAAAUUCCCUGAACUCUCAACUACAAGUUGUAGAUUUGGUGUCUUCCUUGUUCUUUGAAAAGUUCUGUAUUAGUAUUUUUUUUCUGCCUGUAAUUGUGUGCAACACACCCCCUAUCUGCUAUUAUGGAAAAGCUACAUAAAAACACUACAUUGUAAUCUCCUAAGUAAUAAUAAAGAAAAAGAAAUAUAUUGCAGCAACAACAAGGGAAAAUAAGUAUGUAGUUCUUUUGAAAUAUGUGGUCAAGAACUAAUCCUAGACUAUCACCUAAUCUGGGUUCAUGUAUUUUUCAUCCUGAAUAAAAGUAAUUUUAACACAA